AUGUUCGGGGAGGGGGAUGAAGGUUGCAUUACUCAACUUUUCAACCAUGUGUAUGUAAGGGUAUUACACCUGGCUCUUACCAAGUUAAGGACAUUAUCAGAAUCAAUUUGUAAACUCAAACAUCUGAGAUAUUUGAAUUUAUCAAAUUCAGAUAUAGAAGUUUUACCUGAUUCGAUUAUGUAUCUCCAAAACUUGCAAGUGUUGAUCUUAUGUUAUUGUCGGAGAUUGUGUAAGUUGCCUGAAUCGAUUUGCAAGCUCAGAGAUCUGAAAUACUUGACCUUACUAGGCUCGGGAAUAGAAGUUUUACCUGACGCCCUACAAGACAUGAUUAGCCUUCAACGUUUGGACAUCAAUGAUUGUGAUUCACUCCGAUGUUUGCCGUUUGGAAUCGGGAAACUAACUAGUCUUCGAAUGCUUCCAUGGUUUCCCGUUGGUAAGGAGAGAGGGGUCAAAAUAAGUGAAUUGGGGGGUUUAAAUCUUCUUGAGGGGAAGUUGAAGAUAGAAGGACUUAAGAAUGUUGGAGGUUUAAGUGAGGCCAAGAGUGCCAAUCUCAAAUGCAAAAAGAAUCUGUCGAUUUUGGUGUUAAAGUGGUCAGAAUGUGAUUUGGUCGACAGUGAUACAGAAGAAUUAUAUACACCAGCAAUGUUUCCAGAUUUCGAAGAGGUUCUUGAGGGAUUAGAGCCAAAUCCAUCUUUAGAGAUAUUGAAAAUGUAUGAUUACAUGGGAAAGACCAUUUCUCCAAGUUGGAUGGACAAUUUAAGGAAUUUGGUUGAAAUUCAUUUCUUUCGAUGUGAGAACUGUGAGCAUAUUCCACCACUUGGGAGACUCCCCAGUCUUAGGGUUAUUGAGUUGUGGGCGAUGGAAUCUUUGAAGUAUUUUCAAGAUGAUGAUAUAAACAUGUCAAUAGAUAACACCGAUAUGUUUAUUUGUUUACAAAGAUUAAAGAUCAUGUGGUGUGGGGAAUUGAUUUCUUUACCAGAUAAUCUUCCAAAACUGGAGGAUUUAGAAUUAAGAAAGUGUGAGAAGUUAAUUUCUUUACCGUGUAACCUUCCAAGAAUCAAAAAGAUGAAAAUUGAAGAUUGUGAUGGAUUACUUUCUCUACCGGAUGAGAUUGAGAGUUUCAAGGAUCUAAAGAGACUUGAGAUAAGAAGUUGUGAACAUCUAAGUAAAAGGUGUAAAAGAGACAAGGGUGAAGAUUGGCCUAAAAUUUCUCACAUUCCCGAACUAAUUAUUUAUGGUCCAACCUCUUGGGAAGUAUCUGUUGACGAUGACGAUGACGAGGACGAGUACGAGGACGUGGAUGAGGAUGGCGAUGACGACGACGAUGAGAUUGACGAAUGA
Messenger RNA from Helianthus annuus (common sunflower), 1341 nucleotides. Its product is annotated as disease resistance protein RGA2-like. Bases 1 to 1341 code for a protein of 446 amino acids. Lineage: Eukaryota; Viridiplantae; Streptophyta; Magnoliopsida; Asterales; Asteraceae. The transcript has 2 exons. The record is from RefSeq and is a predicted model, not a curated record.